This is a messenger RNA of Hevea brasiliensis (rubber tree), 1025 nucleotides long. RefSeq names its product NDR1/HIN1-like protein 12. The coding region runs from base 219 to 896 and encodes 225 amino acids. Gene Ontology annotation, biological process: defense response to other organism. Lineage: Eukaryota; Viridiplantae; Streptophyta; Magnoliopsida; Malpighiales; Euphorbiaceae. The record is from RefSeq and is a predicted model, not a curated record. The transcript has a single exon.
GAAAAAAAAAGCACUUCAGCUGCAAGUGACGCAACUCUCCCCCUUCUUUUCCCCUUCCUUUUUUGUUCCAUUUGUCCCACAGAUUCUUCUCCUUCCUCUGCUUUUCCUUAUCAUAUGCGCUCGCCACCUUCGCCCCACAAACCCCUCUGCUUUUCCCUAAACCUAACCUCCUUUCCUUCUCCCUCUUCUUCUUUUUUAUCAAUAUAAUAUCAUAUCCCAUGGCUGAAGAGCACAACCACGAAGAAGUUCAACAUCAUCAAACCAGCAUGAACGAUGUAAACGACAAACGCAAACGAAUGGCACCACUAUCAACAUACUCACCCAGAGACCCUCGCCGUACUUUCUGUACAUUUAUCACCGUCUUCCUCCUCUUAGCAGGUCUCACUGUUCUCAUAGUCUGGUUAGUUUACCGACCCCAUAAACCCCAGUUCACUGUAGUUGGUGCUGCCAUCUAUGACCUCAACACCACAUCCCCUCCCUACAUCUCCACGUCUAUGCAGUUCACUCUUGUCACCAGAAACCCCAACAAAAGAGUCACCAUCAUAUAUGAUAAACUCUCAGCUUAUGUUUCAUAUAGGAACCAAGCCAUAACGCCUCCAGUGGUGUUGCCUCCGCUUUAUCAUGAAAAGAAGAGCACGGUGGCGCUCUCGCCGGUUCUGGGCGGAGCCGGUGUGCCGGUGUCCGUAGAUGUGGCUAAUGGGUUGAUGAUGGAUGAGGGUUACGGGGUGGUGGCAUUGAGGGUGGUGUUGCUGGGGAGGUUAAGAUGGAAGGCUGGAGCUAUAAAGACUGGGAGGUAUGGAGUUUAUGUGAAGUGUGACAUCUGGGUGGGUUUGAAGAAGGGCGUGGUUGGGCAAGUUCCUUUGCUUGGAUCUCCACAGUGCAAAGUCGAUGUGUGAAGUUAAGCAUAUAUGUAUACUAAAUAACAAGGCUUUUGUUCUUGUUCCUGUUCUGGUUUUCCCUUUUGUAUAAAUUUCAGUGUACUUUUUGUAAUUGUAUCUAUAAGACAAGCAUCUUUCUUUUAAUAA